Vanessa atalanta (red admiral) is the source of this 3816-nucleotide messenger RNA. RefSeq lists its product as uncharacterized. The record is from RefSeq and is a predicted model, not a curated record. Lineage: Eukaryota; Metazoa; Arthropoda; Insecta; Lepidoptera; Nymphalidae. The transcript is spliced from 3 exons. Bases 2037 to 3683 code for a protein of 548 amino acids.
GUUGUAUUAAUAGAACGCUUCCCUGAACAUUUCAAUGAAGAUCCAAAAAAAUAUAUUCUUGGUAACAAAUAUUUGAGAAAUAUAUGUAUUUAUCGAUUUAAAAUGAUUUUAAAGUGCUUUAUAUUGGCAACAGCACUGCAGGUAGUUACAUGUAUAAGUCUUGCAAACGAAUUGAACUCAAAUGGAAAACUUUCAAUGAAUCAAAGAAAAUGUCCUUUGACUUCUGAUUUGAUGGGACCAACUGUUGGUACUGAUAAAACUACCAGUAUAUAUGAAAAUUAUUUUCCAGAUGUCAUAUAUCCUACUUGUAUAUUAGAUAUCACUGAACCAUUCUACUACAUAGCCAAUGGUUAUGACGAAGUUCUUGGGCCUUUUGAUGAUGAUGUAAAAUCUGCCUAUAGAUGUUUAAGUUCCAAUAAUAAGAAAACUAAAACGAAUAAUUUACCAAAAAUGUUUGAAGACGAAAGAGUACAAUGUAUGCCAGUUACGCCUUCUCCACUGAGUAACAAGAAUAAUACAUGUGAACAAAACGAACAAAAAUCUUUAUUGUAUAGCAAUAAAGAAUUUAAAGAUAUUUGCCGACGGAACAACGAUAGCAUUUGUUCAGAGGAUAUAAUAACAAUUAAUGAACGUAAUGAUACUGAAACAUAUGGAUACUGCGAAUUUAAUGACAUACCAUUGAUAUCUUCAUUAUAUAAUGAGAGUGAAACAGAUAUUCAAAAUUGUGAUUUACUUGAAUCUACAGAGUAUGAAAACUUAACUAAUAAUGUUUGUAAUGGUUCGGAUGAAAUGACCGAAACGAAAAAAUAUUCAUUACUUCAGAACACGACAUCAGAUGACCGUCAUGUACUAAUAAAAGUUAAAAUUAAUAUUGAAUUAUCUGAAGUUCCCGCACAACAUAAUGUCAAUUCAACAAGAGAAAAAUUGAAGACAUUCCCUUACGAAAUACUUGAAUAUAUUUCAAGUGGAGAAAACGAAACGUUCUUAAACAAAAGUACAAAUAAAAAUUACUCAGCAGAAGAAACAAGUGUAUUUCCAGAAGAUAUAUUGAAUAUUUUAUUAAAUAGUUCUAAUCAUACUGAUUUAGUAUUUACUGAACUUAUUACUGAACUCUCAUCAGAAUCUUCUGAAGAGAGUGAGAAUAUCUAUUCACUUUUACAAUUUCUUGAAAACAAUUUAGAAAUUACAAAAAUAGAAUUACCAUUAAAUAGAACAAUAUGUAAUACUCCAGAUAACCACGUAUAUAUUGAAACCUUGACAAUACACGUUGAACGUGAUGAAAAUUCCAUUAUUCGUGAUAACGAUAAUUCAACAACAGAACAUCUUGCGGAAGAUCUUGAAGACUACGAAGAAACCGAUGACGGGGAUUUUUUUCUAGAUUUCAUUAUUUCACUUGAUUCACAAUGUCAAAAGAAUGAUACUAUAAUUUUAGAUAAUCUUAGUGACGGCAAGCAAAAGUAUAUAGUAAUGUAUUCUGACGAAUCUUCAUCUGAGGAAGAUUAAGCAACGUCACAUUUACACAAGUAUAUAAAAAAUAUUUGAUUUCUAUGAAAAUCAGUAUUCGUUUCAAUUUGUUCAAUUUAUAUAAUGUUGAUAUAUAAAAAAAAUCUAAUCAUUACUUUCAAUUAAUAGAUCUGUAUGUUAUUUGUUGCAUAAUUUCGUUUGUAGUGAGUACGUGAGUUAGUUAUUAUAGUUAUACAGGUUUACACGGAUUGUAAGAUAGUGGUUUGUAUAAGUCAACAACAUGUAUAUUAAAAGGAUCUGCAAUAAAGAAACCGAAAACGAAAUUGACUUGACAUAAAUAUAGAGAUCCCUAAAGAUAAAAUCAUAUAAAAGCUUUGUUCUCCAAUUAAAAGUGUUCAGUUAAUUUUUAACUGUUACUCAUAUUUAACAUUACAAAAUAAUGAUGCGCCGAUAUUCCUAUUUAAUCGAUAAGCCAAAAUCAAGACUAUGAACGUCACGUUUCCGUCAAUCGCUAGGAAACAAAGUGCGUAGUAUAAAAUAAGAAAGAUAAGCUAGAUUAUAUCUAUUACAUUAUGAAGUUUCGGAAAAAAAUAUCAUUUUCUAUCAUAGUGUUUAUGAUAUUAUUGGAAUCACUUGUUUGCAGUUUUCCGCAUACAUUUUCAAGUAAUCCGUAUAUAAACGAAGACAGUUGGAAUGUAAUUCAAGAUUCAAUCUGUGAAACAUUGUGUUUUCAAGGUAGUAAUAAAUCCCCUAUUCAGUGCAAAUCUCACCUAAGAUGUUUUCCAAACAACAAUUUUGUAAAAGGUGUAGAAUAUAACUCGGGUGAAAAAGUUGAUAAUGAAUUUAUUAUUCCACCAGAAUUCUCUUCUGCAGCUAAUUAUCGUGAUCUGUGUAAUUUUCCCGAAGUUGAAUACCCACUGAGCGCGAAAGAAAUGUGGAAACCUAAUUACUGGAAUAUUUACCCGACAGAUUAUUCAAACAAAAAUAUCAAUACGGAAUGUGCAAAUUCUAUGUUUAGCGAUCAUUUUUCAAAGAUCAAGUCUAUGCAAAAAUUUGACACAAAAUAUAAACCAGGGAAACUUACAACAAAAUCGCUUAGCGAUUCAAGAAAAAAUAUAGCUUCAUUGAAAACUAAAGGGCUCAACGAUUUAAAAAAUGAUACUUCUCACAAUAAUGCCACACGUAAUCUAAGUAAUAAUACAAAUAUUCCUUUAGAUAAUUCAAAACUGUGUAACUUUUAUACAACAGUUUCUCCUUUUAUGCCAUAUUCUGAGAAAAAUAUAUCGACAAGCGAGGUUAAUCUCAAUGUUUGUCUUAAAGAUAAAAAUGUCUUAGAACAUAGAAAUUCCCUUAACGUUGAUAAUACAUCAUAUUUAACAUCGCAACCUGAACUAUUAUUGGAAUAUUCUGAAACAUUUAAGAAGGAAAUUGAAGCGAUAUUAAGAACAAUGGCUGAUAAUAUAAUUUCAAAAAAUAUAGAAUCUAAUAAAAAUAAAAGUUCUCGAAAAGAGGUUUUAAAUGACAAUUGGGAAUUAAAUUUAACACAUAUCAAUAAUAUAACAGACAAAUUCGAUAAGGAGAUGACUUCAAAAAUAAAAUCAGUCGCUGAUAGUAUUAUGAAUACAAUUGAUUUGACAGAAAAUAGUUGUCAAAAAUUAAACAAUGAUAAGAAUCCUUUGAAACCCGACAUUUUGUGUGAAGAAAAAAUAACAUCGGUCACGCAAGCUCCAAAACAUACAGAUGUUUGUACAGAUACAAAAAUGAAUGACUCCAAAAUGGAUACCAAAGAAACAACUUGCAAAGAAUCUGAUAUUGUUAAGAACAAUAGUAAUACCUGCCCCUCAUUUAAUAGUUUAUCGUCGAGAACUGUUCCUGAAAAUAAUGUAACUUGUAAGAAAGAAACCCUAGACUUCUGUAAAAGUGAGGCAAAUAUUAUUAAUGAAAUGGAUAAGGAUGAUGAAAUAAUAGUACCCACACAUAAUACCGAUACAGAAAAUAUGCAAAGUGUUUCAGGUAACAGUGAUCAAGAAAUAUCUUUAGAAGAGGAUUUUACAACAGACAGCUAUCCAGAAAAUAACGAUUGGUAUUACGCUUUAAGUACAGUUGCUCCGCAACCAUCAAACGUUGAUAUGUGGCGAGAUACCAAUGUUAUAGAACCUGACAAAAGCUUGGCAUACCCUGACGAACUAGAACAAUAUUUUAUCUUAAGUUCUGACUAAUAUUAUGGAUUUAUUAUAUUAAUAUGUAUGUACAUAAAAAAUAAUUUAUUACAAUAUAGAUAAUAAGACUCUAAACGGUUAUUCCAAAGAUUAAACAUUGAUUUUGAAAAGGUUGUUUUUUUUUUUAAUUAUA